AGCACGCCCGUCUUGCGCAACAUAGCCGGACCCCAACGCGGAAUGCUGUAGUGUUAUUAGGUGCUACCUUGCUAGGUAUAUAUAUAAUGUAGGGGGCGGGUGUGGUCGCUUUGCUGGACAACCUACCUACUUUCCAUUUUACUCACACAACACACACCUCAACCCUUGGCUUUUUCUCUCCUAUUGGUAAUUCAACCUUCAAGCAUCUAACCGUUAAGAAAAAACCACACCAGUCGCCAUGGUGUCCAUCAAGACCGUCGCCGUGCUAGGGGGCACGGGCAACCUAGGCCCGUUCAUCGUGCAGGAGCUCGUCGCGGCCGGCUUCACCGUAACAGGCGUGACGCGCGCCGGGUCGACCAACUCGACGCCCAAGUUUCCCGAUGGGCUCGCGAUCAAGAGCGUCGACUACGAGUCGGUCGCGGACCUGACAGCAGCGUUCGCGGGACAGGACGCCGUGGUGUCUGUGGUGGCGACGGCGGGGAUCGCGGCGCAGAAGGUCGCCGUUGACGCGGCGGUGGCCGCUGGCGUGCGGCGCUUCGUGCCGUCCGAGUUCGGCAUCAACACGCGCCGCGUCGGCGGCACGCCCAUCGGCGCCAUCCUCGCUGGCAAGAUCGCCAUUGUCGACUACCUAAAAGAGCAGGCGGCUGCGCACCCGGCCUUCUCGUGGACCGGCCUGUCGACGGGCCUGUUCUUCGACUGGGCCCUCGAGCGCGGAACACUAGGCUUCAGCGUCAAGGACAAGACGGCGAUAGUAGUCGACUCGGGCAACGAGAAGUGGCAGGCGAGCAACCUGCCGCAGAUCGGGCAGGCGGUGGCGGGGAUCCUGUCCCACCCGGACGCAACAGCGAACCAGUACCUAGGAUCCGCAUCGUUCAACCUGUCGCAGAACGAGCUGAUCGCGCUGGUGGAGGAGCUGGCGGGCACGAAACUGGCCGUGACGCGGGUCGCGUCGGCCGACAUCCAGAAGAAGGGCGAGGAGAAGCUCGCGCAGGGCGACUUCCGCGCGUUCAUCGACUUCCUGCACGUGCACAACUUCGCCGACGGUGCUGGCAACGCGCUUGCGCCUGCUGAUAGUGCUAACGAGCUCGUCGGGCUGCCGUACGAGGACCUACGGGCGACCGUCGAGAGCUGGCUCAAGAAGGCGGGCGCGCUGUAGUGUCCUUAUGAUUCUCUCUUCACUUACCUAGCUAAUUAGAUAUGUACCUGUGUAUCUAGGUAAUUACUAUCAAAGCAGGCGCGUGGCUUGAAACAAAGGCAAGCAGGAUAAUAGAAGCCACUAUGGAAC
Messenger RNA from Lasiosphaeria miniovina, 1285 nucleotides. RefSeq lists its product as uncharacterized. The transcript has 3 exons. The record is from RefSeq and is a predicted model, not a curated record. Gene Ontology annotation, molecular function: oxidoreductase activity. NCBI's taxonomy places the organism in Eukaryota, Fungi, Ascomycota, Sordariomycetes, Sordariales, Lasiosphaeriaceae. Bases 239 to 1156 code for a protein of 305 amino acids.